Molecule: messenger RNA, 2020 nt
Organism: Amoebophrya sp. A120
Lineage: Eukaryota; Dinophyceae; Syndiniales; Amoebophryaceae
Source: the annotation of a GenBank genome assembly
AGCAGCUGGAAGUAGUUAAAGUUGGAUCUUCCUGUUAGUUUUGGCCUACGUUGCAGGUGGUUUCGUUUAUCAUCUUUCUUGUAAAACUACUUUCUGUUUCUUCAUCUAUCACGCUCGCCCGAUCUGCCCUGCCCUGGAUUGCAUUGUCCUCCUCGCGAGCGUAACAUAUAACACGAUGCCAAGGACUGGGCGGCCACCGGCGCAAGAUCACGAAACUGCUUCGACGGAGGUGCUCAGGGGUCGGGCUCGCUCUGCGAAGAAGUAUGGAAACACGAAGGAGGUCGAUAGGAUCGAGAAGAUACUUGCGGACAGGGAACUAAAACUCCAAGCGACUGGGACCACCUGGGCAGCCGGGCUCUCCCUGUUCUGUCUCAUCCUGUGCAUCUGCGGUUUCGCUUUCGGUCUGGGAAGUCUCGGGCUCGGUAUUGAAUGACAUAAAAUCUUUGUCUCUGUUCUGGAUGAACCUUGCAGUGUCUCUUCGGUGCAGUUGCAGAGCGUUUCGGUUGAGUUUUGUAAGAAGCAGUCUGGUGGCGCUGUGUAAUUGAAGCUGCUGAAGUUCAUCUCUAACUCUACUUACGGAAAAUUAUGCAUGAAUUCGUUGCAGCAUCAACAGCAAGCGUUCAUGGAUAAUUUGUAGCUACUUGUUAAGCAGACACGGGCAUCGGGAUCGGCAUGUGCUCGACUAAGUAUUGUUUUUCUGUCUGGUACUACUGCUAGGGCCAAUGCUUCUUCCAAAACUACUUGCUUCAUCCAUGUUGCACUUCUUGAAUACACUUCUGCAACGCAAAAGCAUUGCGGGACGUCCAGGCCCGGGACAAGUGUUGUUUUUCGAUUGAUACACGACGUGCCGACAGUGCAGACGUACAUCAAGGACUCCCUCUUCUCCUUGGCUCCGAUUCCGCCCACGAACGGUACAACCGGAGCAGCAGAUGACCCGUUCGUCAACGCAACCACUGGCAGUCGUGAUUCCGGCGGCGGGGAAACCACGCAUCGUGCAGGCGAAGACCGUGUCCAAGAGCCGACGUUGGAGGUGAACUUCCUCUACCCUGGGAAGGGUCUGACGCGGUCGCCGUCGCGGAGGAGGAGGUCCAAGAAAACCGGCAAACUGUCCGGCGAGAAGCGGGUCGAGAAAACGGAACAAGAAUUGUAGGAAAAAACGAAAAACUACCUUCAUUCACAACACACACGCUCGACGAGAACAAACAGUUGAUGAAGCAGAAAAAACUACGGAGUGAACAAUAAACACAGGAACAAGUACCAAGAGCUUCCUUCUAGCCUCUCUUCUACACUGCUGCAUUCUAGUACAGCAGACGAUCGCACAUCAGAUGCGGAUCAGAACCAUGGCAACGGGUGCUUAGUGGAUGCGGAGAGUGUUGUGAGGUUCAUUUUCCCUCCCCUGGGUAAGUAGACGCAAGCCCUAACCGAAACUGUUAGAUUUAGAUAGUACUAAGCUACUUUUGAUCGUUAUUCUACGUCAGAUUCGACGAACAUUUUGAUGUUCUUUGUUGUCCUUCAAAUAUUAAACUUUGGAGCAUUACACCGCAAAAGCAAAUAGUACGAAGCCCGUGUCACCUCAACAUCACAAGCAAUCGCUUCAGUUUCUUAUAUUUCAACAGCAAGUCGCAACAUCAUUCAAACGCUUUUGUUUAUCUGCAUAGCAUUGUUUCUCGUUGCAAAUGAAGCAAGAGAAGUUCGUGUCUUCAAAAAUCAUUCGGCUCGCAUGAGCUAAAGUCCCAGCUUGUUUACAACUUAUCAAUCUCUGUUAUUUCGUUAUCGUUAACGUUUUCGUUUACAUUUGAAUAUAUAAUUUCACUCACCGCCACCAUGUAGUACCAUACAGCAAAGUUGGACGCAACAGCAGACGCCGCCUUCGAAGCAAAAAUAGUAUUAGCAGUAAGCGAGCACGCAUCUAUGCAACCGAAUCGACGCCCUGUACAGUUCUAGUUGUUGCCACCUUCAUACGAAAGCACAAACUUCCUCUACAACAAGCUGAGCCGGUAUGUGCGCGCUCCGUACCGAU